GCAUUGGUUUCGCAGGGAGUUGCAGAUAAACAAAAUCUAGCAGAAGCAAAUUCACUUCUAAGAUACACAUAUUAAGUUCACCAGAGAGAGAGAGAGACAUUAAUCAAGAUGGGUACGUGGUUCACAAAUGCAAGGCCGUAUCUGCUGUUAGUGGCGGUUCAAUUUGGCUCAGCAGGCAUGUUCAUAUUUGCGAUGGAUGCUAUAAAGAAGGGUAUGAGCCAUUACGUGUUCAUCGUCUAUCGUAAUGCCAUCGCCUCUGUAUCUCUUGCUCCCUUCGCAUUCGUUUUAGAAAGGAAAAUUAGGCCCAAGAUGACUUUCCGGGUAUUUUCAGAGAUUAUGGCACUGGCUUUUUUCGAAAUAAUACUGGACCAGUGCUUCGCCCUCUUGGGCAUGAAAUUCACGUCGGCAUCUUUCCUAUCUGCUGUUAUGAACUCCGCACCCUCUGUUACUUUUGUGAUGGCUGUCAUUUUAAGAAUGGAGCACAUGAAGAUUAAGGAGGUGGCAUGUCAAGCCAAAGUGAUUGGCACAGUAGUAACAUUUGGAGGCACCUUGCUAAUGGCACUGUACAAAGGCCCCGUGCUUAGUUUUAUGCGAUCAUCAACUAGCCAUGCUAGCCAACCUGAGAAUGUGGUCACUCAAACUGGUAACCAUUGGGUCAUAGGGACAUUGUUCCUCCUCAUUGGUUGUGCUGGCUUUUCUGCAUUUUACAUAUUACAGGCCAUAACAUUGAGAAAAUACCCAGCAGAGAUGUCGCUGGCCACUUGGGUUUGCUUUGUAGGAGCACUUCAAAGCUCUAUUGUUGCAAUCUUCGCAGAACGCCACCACCCUCAUGCUUGGUCCCUUGGUUGGGAUACACGACUCUUUGCUCCUGCUUACGCGGGAAUAGUUACAUCUGGAGUUCAGUAUUACAUACAAGGCAUGGUCUCAAAAAUUAUGGGCCCAGUUAUUGUGACUGCUUUUAAUCCCCUGCGUAUGAUCAUUGUUACGGCCUUGGCCUGCAUCAUCUUAUCCGAGCAACUCUUCCUUGGAAGUAUUAUUGGAGCAGUAGUUGUGGUUCUUGGGCUUUAUCUAGUUGUGUGGGGAAAAGCUAAAGAACGCAGAGGUAUUAUGACACCGUCCCCUGCAGAAAAUAACUUUCCGGAAGACCAACGACAGCUACCAGUCAUAGCUCCAAGGAAUGAUAACAUUAAUACUAAUAAGGCUUAAUUAGUCCUUCGCCAUGUUGAAAAAACUGAUGUGGAAGGCACAAUAUAUCAAGAAGAGAGAGUCAGUAAAAUUUAAGUAUAGGCCUAGGCUUUGUUUAAUUAGACAUUGGUGUAGCAUUCCGUACAAGUGAUCUCAGGUCAAUGUCAUGCACAUUACUAAUACCAUGAAAUGGGUGGGAUAAGUGGCAUGACGAUUGGUGAAAUUCAUCAUAUAUAUAAUUAAUUAGUGAUCAAUUAGAGCUGCAUCAUUGUUCUUGAGUUGAAUGAACUAAUGUGCUUCCGAGUCAUCAUAGAGUAAUUAUUUACACAGUUCUGGGCUAAUUUGCUUUCAUAUUCCACUUUUAAGUAUUCCAAUUCAGGGCUAUAAAAAAAAUGUAUUCCAUUUAAGCUAAGGUUGGAGAUUUUAAUACAAGUCUAAACAUAUAUUUUUAGCACGUA
Messenger RNA from Glycine soja, 1643 nucleotides. RefSeq names its product WAT1-related protein At4g08290-like. Gene Ontology annotation, molecular function: transmembrane transporter activity. Gene Ontology annotation, cellular component: plasma membrane. The record is from RefSeq and is a predicted model, not a curated record. The transcript is spliced from 7 exons. NCBI's taxonomy places the organism in Eukaryota, Viridiplantae, Streptophyta, Magnoliopsida, Fabales, Fabaceae. The coding region runs from base 109 to 1206 and encodes 365 amino acids.